Molecule: messenger RNA, 1161 nt
Organism: Anopheles marshallii
Lineage: Eukaryota; Metazoa; Arthropoda; Insecta; Diptera; Culicidae
Product: CLIP domain-containing serine protease B9-like
Exons: 5
Coding region: 1-1161 (386 amino acids)
Biological process (GO): proteolysis
Molecular function (GO): serine-type endopeptidase activity
Source: RefSeq, a predicted model, not a curated record
AUGUAUUAUUCGCGAGCGUUACCCGGAUGUAAAUGGCUCUGUGGUUUUGCUUUUGUACUACUCCUUACAGUAUCAUACGCUGGACGACACUCUUUUCGACAGCUUUGCAUAACCGAAGGUCAACAGCGGGGACGCUGUGUACCGGUAAAGCAGUGUGAUAGUGUACUGGCAACGAUUCGCAAAGAAGUCCUUACAAACGAAGACAUUCAGUACCUGUACGGUACGGAAUGUGGUCGAACGCCGGAUGGAAGAGCCCUUGUCUGUUGCCCUCAAAGUUCAAUUCUUCCUAUCGGGGUAGAGAAUGGGACUAAUACAACCAUCCGGGUGAAUGCCGAAGAGAAUCGCCCUAUGGAAGCUGUUGUAGGAUCAUCGCCAAACGUGUGUGGUUUCCAAUCGGAAGUGAAAAUGACUAACUAUACCAUCGGCCAUCAUCCUUGGACUGCACUGCUCCACUACGGAAAUCAGGCAUACGAUAGCAAGUACAACUGCAGCGGUACACUUAUCGCACCACAGUACGUGCUAACGGCGGCAAGCUGUGUGGAUGAUGUUGAAUCUUGGUCAAGCUUAACAGUGCGACUUGGUGAAUGGGAUCUAGAAUCUGCGGUAGAUUGUAUUGUGUCCCCAGACAGUGACGAUCUCGUGUGUGCCGAACCUUCGUACGAUAUCGCAGUGACGCAAGUCAUAAUGCACGACGCAUAUACCGGUCGGCGAAACGAUAUUGCUGUGCUGAAACUUUCCCAACCCGUCGCGCUAAGUGAUUGGAUAUUCCCCAUCUGUCUGCCAGAAUCUCCCGUGAUUAAUGAAGCUCUGACAUACAGCGUUGCCGGCUGGAACCAGAACACGUGCGAGACUUCAGGCAGUCGGUACAAGCUGCUCACCAACUUUAGCCCACUGAAUCAAACUGCCUGUCAACGGUAUGUGCCCUCGGUUGCAGGAACAUCGUACAACUUCGUCUGUGUUGAUUCCGGCGAGCAAACGAUUGGUGAUGCUGGAGGUGCUUUGACGGGGAUGAAAAUGAUCAACCCCGAUCCACGACGACCAGUGUACGAAAUUGUUGGUGUGCUUAGUUCGCUGUCGAGCUGUGCGAAUUUCGAUGGUGUAUCGGUUUACACCCGCGUCGGACAGUACGUGGACUGGCUCGACAGCAAACUGAAACUAUAA